UGAAAGUCGAAAGUGAGUAUUUAGGCAAAAAAUUUAAGUUAUUUUGAAGAAAAUAAUCAUUCUCAAUUAUUUUGUUCAAAUUUAUUCGAGAAAUCCACAGGCUGCAAUCCAAAAUAGCCAUGUCACCUGUAAAUUUUCUUCUUCCCUUGUUAGUAUGUUCUCUGGUCCCCAUUUCUUCUCUAAAGAAAAUGGCACCAAAAGUUGAAAGAGUUCUUGAAAAUUUUAUUGUCGGGGAAGCACCGCAUUGGGACGUAGCAACACAAAACCUAUAUUUCAUAGAUUGUCCUGGAAAAAGUAUUAAUCGGUAUGAUCCUGUAACUAAAAGUCACCACCAAGCCGUCACAGAUGGCAAUCGCGUUGCAUUUUUCAUACCAGUAGAGGGAAAACAGAACGAUUAUAUAAUCGGCAUAGAUAAUGAACUUGUUCACAUUGUUUGGGAUGGAACAAGCAAUAAAAUAGAAAAGUGGGAAAAACUAGUAGAAGUUCCGGACAAGCAAGUCCAAUUCAAUGACGGCAAAGCUGACCCCGCUGGUAGACUAUGGACAGGAACCAUGGCCGUAAUAACUCCAAGCGGGGAUGUCCCGCCAAACAAAGGGGCAUUUUAUUCUUUAGAAAACGGCCAACUUAAACAACAUAUAGGUGAAGUGCAUAUUUCUAACGGAUUAGCGUGGAAUUCCGAUCUAAAAAAAAUGUACUACAUCGAUUCUGGUAGACGAACUGUCGAUGAAUUUGAUUAUGACCAAGAAAAUGGCACAAUCAGCAAUCGCAAACCAAUAUUCACAUUGGAAAAACAUAACAUUCCGGGGAUACCAGACGGUAUGACCAUUGACUCCGACGGAAAUUUGUGGGUUGCCGUUUUCCUCGGUUCAAGAGUUAUAAAGAUUGACCCAAGAAAACCUGAAACCUUACUAGAUACUGUCACGUUACCCGCUUUACAAGUAACGUCUGCAGCAUUCGGUGGUCCAAAUCUUGAUGAACUUUAUGUUACUACUGGUCGUGACACAAGAAUGAGUAAACAUCUGCAGCCUCCUGUAGAUGGAGCUUUAUAUCGCGUUACGAACACUGGAUCAAAGGGAUUACCAUCAAACAAAGUUAAAAUUUCUGUAUAGUAAGCAAAACUAAUGACACAACUCAUUAGAAACAAUAAAGACUUGGGAAUCAGUACCUCCCGUCACCCUUGUUGAGAACCUCUCUAAACUACGAUAUCAAUCUACAAUGAUAUAAAUAACCGAUUUUUAGAUAAA
Molecule: messenger RNA, 1244 nt
Organism: Agrilus planipennis (emerald ash borer)
Lineage: Eukaryota; Metazoa; Arthropoda; Insecta; Coleoptera; Buprestidae
Product: regucalcin-like
Exons: 7
Coding region: 120-1109 (329 amino acids)
Biological process (GO): L-ascorbic acid biosynthetic process
Molecular function (GO): calcium ion binding; gluconolactonase activity
Source: RefSeq, a predicted model, not a curated record